CAGGGCCGUGACGUCAGGAAACUUUCCCUCAGUGGCUGAGCCCAGAGGCCGCGUUUGUCUCUCAACGCCGCGCGGGCGCGCGCGCGUGUCUAUCCGCUGUCUCGAGUCGCGGGGGUCGGCUCAAGGCAAGGCGGCUUGUUCGGGGGCUGCAGCUUUGGCCGCUCCGGAGCCGUCCUCUCUUUCGCCGCAUUUCGCUCUCCAACGCCCUCGCGCCCGCUUCUUCGGUCCAGCGUGCACGCGGGAGUCCGGGAAAAUUCCCCGGCUGGAAUUCGGUGGAGUUGGACGAAGGGAGAACUUGAUGACUUGGCGUUGGCUUCAGGAUUCCUUUCGGCGACUGACAGCGGGAGGAGGAGGAGGAGAAGAAGCAGGAGCGGAGGAGGAGGAGGAGGAGGAGGGGAGGAAAAAGGAGGAGGAGAGAGCGGGCGUCGAGGCAACUCUGGCUGGCAUAUUCACCAUUAACUGAAAAAUAGGAAACAAUUGCAUGAAGUCAAAUAUGUGGACAAAAAAGUGAAUUAUUACUCUUGAAAACAAACAACUAUUUUGAUCCUUGGUAUAAAUCUGAGCUUAUCACGCUUAAAUCAUAUGCACAGUGGAUGAUUUCUCAUCAUGAAUCGUGCUUUUAGCAGAAAAAAAGAUAAGACAUGGAUGCAUACUCCUGAAGCUUUAUCAAAGCACUAUAUUCCUUAUAAUGCAAAGUUUCUUGGCAGUACAGAAGUGGAGCAGCCCAAAGGUACAGAGGUUGUAAGAGAUGCUGUGAGAAAACUUAAGUUUGCAAGACAUAUUAAGAAAUCUGAAGGCCAAAAAACACCAAAAGUUGAGUUACAGAUUUCCAUAUAUGGCGUAAAGAUUCUAGAUCCAAAAACAAAGGAAGUCCAGCACAACUGCCAGCUCCACAGGAUAUCAUUUUGUGCUGAUGACAAAACUGACAAAAGAAUAUUCACUUUCAUAUGCAAAGAUUCUGAAUCAAAUAAACACUUGUGUUAUGUCUUUGACAGUGAAAAAUGUGCAGAAGAGAUCACUCUAACUAUUGGCCAAGCGUUUGACCUUGCUUACAGAAAAUUCCUAGAAUCAGGAGGAAAGGAUGUUGAAACACGAAAACAGAUUGCUGGAUUACAGAAAAGAAUUAAUGAAUUAGAAACAGAAAACCUAGAGCUAAAAAACAAGGUGCAAGAUUUGGAGAACCAGCUGAGAAUAACCCAAGUACAUACGUUGCCAGCAAGCAGUGUUACACCAAAGUCUCCUUCCACCGACAUCUUUGAUAUGGUUCCAUUUUCUCCCAUCUCCCCAAAGCCAUCAACACCUACUCGCAAUGGCACUCAGCUUCCACCAGUGCCCAGUAGAUCUACAGACAUCAAGAGAGACCUUUUUGGAGCAGAACCUUUUGAUCCAUUCAGCUGUGGAGCAGGAGAUUUUCCUCCAGACAUCCAAUCUAAGCUAGAUGAGAUGCAGCGUCAGCGAUGGAGGGGUUCAAAAUGGGACUGACUCUGGAAGGCACAGUGUUUUGCCUUGAUCCUCUAGACAGCAAGUGCUGAUUGUCAGGAAUAGACAUUUAAAAAUAUACUAUCUUUCUUUAUUUCUUUUUACAAAACUUUAAAAUGUAUUACAAAUAUUAUUGAUGUGCCAAAAAUGUUUCUCAACAUGUUAUAUCCUCUGUGAGAUUUGCUUCUUCAAAACUCCAGAUAAGUUGCAGUAUUAUUCCUGUGAAAUGAAAAUUUACUCAUGUACAGAAAGCUAAAAUGAAAUCACACUGCUAUUUGUUUUUGAUCUUCCAUAUUUUGCAAGUCAUUCUUUGUAUCUUUUGGCGACUCACUUGUACAGCAUGGGAACCCAUCAUAAACCUGUGAGAAGUCUUUUUAAAGUCUUUUUGUUACACACCACUUUCAGACAGCAAACAAGCACUUGGAACUAUGAUUGAAAAGAACAACUUUUAAAAUAAAAUCCCUAUGAUUGCUUUCUUAAUUCCACACAAAUACUGUUGCCAAUAUCAAAUAACAUUGCAGGCCACCCAGAUUCACCUGGCAGCGAGAUGGGCGGCAAACAAAUUCAAUAAAUAAUAAAAAAUAUGAAUGUUUGCACACUCCUGUAAACAAUUACAGUGAGACUGAGAACCAUAGUUCUCCAGCGUGACGAGUGGAGAAUCCACCAAUGGGUUAAUUUCAUCUUCUGCCCACAGACUAGUCGUCCAAUUUUGCUCCGCCUCUCCUCCUGGGACCUCCCUGACCCAGUCUCGAUUAGUCUUGAGCCCGUUUAGACUGAAUUCUUGACUCCUGAAGUGAUUCUUCUUUAAGGUCGUAUAUUUCUGAUAUUUUGGUCAAUCCGUGGGGGGAGGGAGGAACUGCAAGAAUGAACGGCUGUUCGUUUGAGCCCUUUCUGCUGCUGGAUUGCAGCUCAGCCACGAGGCUGGCCUGAGCCCAGCCAAUCACAGGACAAACAAGGAACCAGACGCCAUUUUCCGGUCACCAAGUGUGACCCUGAACAAAGGGAGAGACAAUCUCCUCCCCCCCAAACCAAUCAUCCCACAAAGCUAGCCAGGAUAGCCAAAGCAAAUUCAGAAUACAUUAGCACAGCUGAUCAGCAGGCAAUUUAAACCUCCCGCAGAUCAUAAGGAAGCCAGCGAGCCACGUGGGAACAAUAGGGGGCUGGUGAGCUGCAGAGGAAUAUCACAGCUCUCCAAGGCUCUUACCCUAAAUUCAACUAAAGACCUUGAAGGCUCCUAUUGUUUUCUAUUGCCUGAAGCGGGGAUUAGCUGGUCGGGCAGAGGACUUUUAACCUCCGCAGCUCCCUCACAGAGUUUCCCUGCAUCUCCCCAACUCCCUUGCAACUCACACUGACCAUAUUCCACUCUAUACACGCGCAGUUGUUUUUUUCUUUGGGCAGUCUCCAGGAAAUUCAGCUGAGGGAGACAUGAGAGAGACUUGGGUUCGACCAAUAACAACCUCAACUCACCCAAGCUCAGUCCUUCUUUCUAGCCACAUAGGAAUAAUAAUAAUAAUAAUUAAAGUAAUAAUAAUUAAAAAAUAAGAAAUAAAAAUAAAAAAUAAAAAAAAUGAUAUUAAUAAUAAUAGUAAUAAUUGAAGAGCACAAGACAUAGAUCAGCUCACAAUUACCCUGAACCAGACCGGAAUUGAAUUUUAUUCCAGUUAAGAAUGGCAGAUACCAGCACAGUUCAAACAGUGCAGGAACCUGCCACCACCAGCCCACCUGCUCGUAAAAGACAGAGAUCACCCAAGUAGGAGGUGGCUAGGAAGAUCAAGGCCAAGGCAACAUCGGCCAAAAGGCCUUCCAAAGCAGUGGAUAGGGAGGCUAAGCAAUAUCACCAGGCUCUAGAGAGACAAUUCUCCCGAGCCAAAAGGAGACAAAACUCCACUGAAGAUGAAUUAGAGCCAUCCAAUUACAGGGAGGAGGAAAUUUUUGGCACAAGGAAGCCCAGCCAGGAACCUCUGAAAACAGAGGCCGAUAUGGAACAGGGAAACGGCUCUCCCCUAAACAAGGGGCCUGGAGAUCUGGGUUCAGAAGUAGGCACCCGUUGCUUAGAUAAUCAUGGAGCAAUGUCUUCAGAACACCUUCAAUCCCUGAUAUCUCAGGCUGUCACACAGGCCAUGGCCUCCUCAAGAUACCAUUGUUCCAGAACAAGGUCUGUGGCCUCUAGGGGUGGCUCUCGCUUUUCUCAAGAGGAGGCCUCUGAGUACCAAGACUCUAUUUCCUCCUCCAGGUCCUCCAGAGGCAGGAAGUCUCCUACGGAGGACCAUGAGCUGAUGGAUUAGAGACUGACCGACGAAGAGGAUGUAUCUCCAGAUCCUCCCCCAUUUGUAGGCCUGUUUAAUCCGUCCUUAUUCAAGACACUGCUACAUAAAGCCAGUGGCACUACAAAUAUAGAGAGGCCUCCGAUUCCGCAGAAAGAAACCUCCACCAAUCCCUCAACUAAUAAGGUCACAAACAACGAAGUGUUUUCACAGCCCACCUAUACCCAACACUUUGUCCCCUGUCCACCUCUCUUCUUUGAUUCUGUUCAGAACAACAUGGGGGCACUGGGUUCCUUCCUCCCAUGGGGGGGGGCAGACAAGAAAAUGUUCAACAUAGAUCCAGCACUAUCAGAGAUAAUAAAAAUGCCAACAAUAGAUGAACCCAUUGCAACCCUCUUUUCUCCACCCCUGAUAGCCGGGGAUGCAGCGGAGGCCCUGAAAUCAGAAGACAAGAAGAUGGACCUCAUCUUCCGCAGGGCACACCAGGCCUUGGCGUGGGCAAUCAAGGCAGGCAUCACUAUGUCCUUUUUUGCAAGGACAUCUCUUCUUUGGCUGCGCCAACUCCAGUUGAGUAUUCCCCCAGUAGAGGAGAAAACUCACCAGAAUUUAAGAAGGUUAGUGGCGGCUGCGGAGCUCAUGUCAGGUUCCUCCUUACACGCAACCAAUUUCUCUGCCAGAGCAAUAGCAUACAACACUGGUGCACGCAGAUUGCUGUAGCUCAAGCACUGGACAGCGGACAUGAAGGCUAAGUGGUGUUUAGCGGCAGCACCCUAUAAGGGUGGCCGGCUCUUUGGUGAGGUGCUUGACCCUUACUUAAUUGAAAAUAAGGACAAACGCAAAAUCCUGGCCCACCUGACAAAGAGGACGGAGAGGAGAGCUCCCUCCUAUUCCUGCAGACCGGCCUUCCGACCUGAUGCAGGCAUGGAUCAGGGAACCUUUUCCUGUCCCUAUCAGCCCAGAUUGGACCAUCAAGGUGAGAGAAACAAUAAUAGGGACAGGUUCAGACAACAGGCCUAAGCAAGACGGCCCUUUCGAGGAGCCAGGGGGCAUCCCUACCGCAGAUCCAAGUGAUGGCCCAGGGCCCCCCCAUUGGUGGUCGGCUAGCCCUUUUUGCCCACAAAUGGCAAGCCACCACCAUGGACCUCUGGGUCCUAAAUACCAUCAGAUUCGGCCUAUCCCUAGAAUUCCUCUCAACAACACUGAACUGGUUCAUUCCUUGCCCAUCUCCAAAAGAUCUGAUCAAGAAGAACCUCAUCUGAAGGAAACGGUUACACUCUCACAGCUGCUAGGAAAGAUGGUGUCAUGCCUCGCAAUUGUACCUUGGGCAAGGCUACUCUCCAGAGAGCUCCAGUGUUUCCUACUUCCAUUCCAAAGAGUGGGGAUAGGCUCCUCAAACCAAAGAGUGAAGGUGCCACCAAAGGUCCUGAGGUCACUCCAGUGGUGGUCCUCCCCAGUGAUGGGGAAGGGACACUUGUUCAGGGAAGCUAACCGAGUCACCCUUAUAACGGAUGCCAACCUAUUCGGCUGGGGAGCACACCUGCAAUCACAGCUAGCACAGGGUCAAUGGUCAAAGAAAGACCUAAAGCACAACAUAAACUGGCUAGAAUUCAGAGCCAUACACCUGGCUCUCCGUCAAUUCCACAGCGCAGUGGUGCAUCGACACAUGCUCAUACUCACAACGUGGCGGCCAAAGCGCUUGUCAACCGACAAGGAGGCACGCACUCCAGGGCUCUCAUGAACGAAGCACAAGCGCUGGGAACCUGGGCACACAACAACCUAGCCUCCAUCAAGGCCAAGCACAUCUCAGGAGAAUCCAAUCACCAGGCAGACUUCCUGAGCAGGACAACGAUAGACCACUCAGAGUGGAGCCUGCACCCUGCCCUCUUCAGAGAGGCAGCAGAGAGAUUCGGCCAUCCAGUGUUGGAUCUGUUUGCCAGUCCAAAGAACACUCAGAUUCUGAGGUUCUUCUUUCGUUUUGUGACACCAGGAGCAGAGAGAGCGGAUGCACUUCGAGGCCACUGGUCGAAAGGACUGCUGUAUGCAUUCCCACCUCUUCCUUUGAUACAAGCAACCAUCAGGAAGAUAUUGCAGGAGCAAGCGGAGGUAAUACUCAUUGCACCGCACUGGCCAAGAUAGCCGUGGUUUGCCGAUCUCAUAAACCUAUCUACAUCUCCACUGUGGAGGAUUCCACACGACCAAAUUUCCCUCAACCAGGGAUCCCUGCUACAUCCAGACCCACAGUAGCUCCAAUUGACCGCCUGGCGCUUGAGCGGAGUCUCCUAGAGAAAGACAACUUCUCACAAAGAGUCAUUAAGCCUCUCCAGGCCUCUAAAAGGCCUACAACUAACAGGAUCUAUGAUUCCACUUGGAAAAAUUAUUGCGGUUGGUGCAACAGGCAACAACUAGACCAAUGCAACAUCUCUAUCCCAGAUAUCUUAGACUACCUAGCAGAAGGCCUGGAUAGGGGGUUAGUACCCAACACAAUUCGUAGACAGGUGGCUGCCCUAUCAGUCAUUCUUACCUACGGCAACUCUGAAACUUUAGCCAGAAACCCAAUGGUGCGAUCCUUUGUAAAGGGCGCAUCUAACAGCAGGCCACCUGUGGUGCAUAGAUACCCUUCCUGGGAUCUACCUAAGGUCCUACAGGCCAUAAUCUUACCUCCAUUUGAGCCUGCCAGGACCUGUAACCUAUAGUACCUGACCCUUAAGGUUGCCUUCUUAGUCGCUGUUACCUCAGCAAGACACAUCUCAGAACUAGCAGCCCUGUCAGUGAGGGAGGACCUUUGUACCUUCCACAUGGAUAGGGUGGUAUUACGUUUGGACCCCUCCUUCGUUCCAAAGGUCAAUUCCCUAUUCCACAGAGCGCAGGAGGUGGUGCUGCCAAACUUUUGCCCCAAACUGUCCCAUGAACUGGAGCGCAAGUGGCACACCGUAGAUGUUUGCAGAGUUUUAAAGCAGUACAUCAAGCGAACGGCACCCUUCCGUAGAUCAGAAGCACUGUUUGUCUCCUUCCACUCUCACACAAGAGGUCGGAGGGUCACUGCAUCCACAAUCGGUAGAUGGAUUAAAAGGUGUAUAGCAGAGGCAUACAGGGGACAGUCCUUGAUGGUCUGCAGACAAAUCACUGCACAUUCCACGCGCAGUGCUGCAACCUCAGCAGCAUGGGCAACUCAGGCUUCGAUUGAAGAAAUAUGUAGAGCGGCGACGUGGACGUCACCUUCCCCUUUUAUAAGACACUACAAAUUAGACAGAUUCGCAUCUGCGGAGGCCUGCUUUGGCAGGAGAGUACUCCAGUGCAUAGUAUCAGAGUGGGACACAGGGCCAGAUGGCAUCCCACCCACAAGGACAGUAAGGCUUUGGUAUGUCCCAUUGGUGGAUUCUCCACUCAUCACGCUGGAGAAGGGGCGUUGGUCUUACCUGAACACCUUUUCUCAGCGUGACAAUGGAGAAUCCACUCUCACCCUUGAGGCCAGUCAGGUCCUGUGAGGGGAGAGGAUGGAGUCAACGCAAGAAAACAUAGCCAACUAGCUUUCGCCUCAUUGAGACUGGGUCAGGGAGAUCCCAGGAGCAGAGGCGGAGCAAAAUUGGAUGACUAGUCUGCAGGCAGAAGAUGAAGUUAACCCAUUGGUGGAUUCUCCAUCAUCACGCUGAGAAAAGGCGUUCAGGUAAGACCAAUGCCCCUUCCAAUCUAUAUAACCUGCACCUAUAUAGCAUAGCUUCCUAAUAAGUUGUUAUUAAGGGCCACAAAUCAAGCUAGGUUUCUAAUGAACUGCUGUGCCCCCAAUUCAUGAUAAUUUUGUGAGUGCACAGCAUUUCUGACUUAGAAGUAAAUGUUAAAGGCAACCUCUAUGCUUCUCAGAUGCAUUGUAUUUAAUAUACAUCUACUAAAUGAAAUAGAUUGUUAUUUUUAAAAUUGCGAUAUCUAAUCUCUAACUAUGCCAAAUAUUAAUAUACCAAUUAUUUUCUAUUAUUUUAUAAUUUAAAAUGUAGUUCCUAACGAUGUAUUUGAUUAGAUUUUUCACAUUCCAGAGGGUACUUGGAAAUGUAUACACAUCUGAAUUUUUCAGUAACAGUCAUAUAAUAAUUAGCUAUUUUGAACACACACACACACACACAAACACAUCCAUGUGUACAUAGAAACAUUCCCAAUGUUCCACACUAUUUUUAAAAUUAAAGCCCAACCUACGUAUUUCUCAGCAUCGCUAUUUGCAAAUCCUAUUGUGAAGGUUAAUUAAAGGUGUGCAUGCUAAGGGCACUGCUUGUGGUGCAUGUUAAAUUGCUGUGUACAUGGCAAAUUUUCAAUUUUAAUUGCAAAGAUUCCAUUACAAUAGUGAUGGCAUUCAAAAACCUAAACCACACAUAUUUUUGAACGUGAUCUGAGGCUUCUGGUGCAGUUGUACUGUUUGGAUAUAAGAGCUUUGUUCCUUUCAGCCUUGGGUUGUCACCUGAUAAUUCAGUGCAAACCACUUGGAAUAUCAGGGCAACAAAUGGACAAACAAUUUCAUUUUGCAUUCUAACACAAAAAUUACAAAUGAAUAUCACGGGAGAAAUAGAGAUAAAAGAAACUUAAGGUAGGUUUUUGAUGAAGGCAGAUUGUAGGUUUAUCAUUUGUAAGGGAUCUCUGCAAGGGAGCUCACUACUGAGAUAAUGUACUACUUUGUCUCUGCAUAGCAAUAAAUGAAAUUUUGGUUAUGCAUUUCUUUGUAUUCAUAAAUUAAGUUGCUUGUUCGUUUUUGGGUUUUUUUCCCCAUUUUUACCAAAAGUUUGUUCAAGAUGUACAAAAAAAAAAAAAAAUUACCUUUCUGGGAAAGUUUUUCUCUCCUGUUAGGAGCCUUUCACUGUAAAGAAGAUUGGGGGGGGGAUGCUUUUUAUAUGAAGAGAAAGAUAAAGAGAAGUGCUCAGGAGAAAUGGGAAAGAAACAUAAGAGAUUAUUUUGCUCACUUUAUUUUUCGGGAGAAAACACCCUAAUGGUCUGGUACUUGGUUUGCAAAAUAAUAGUUUUUAAUGUUAUAUUGCAAGGUUUACAUGCAUAUUCACAACAUAAAAAGAAAGCAUUUAUGCAAUGGUAUUUACCUUUUAAAGCUUUGUUCCAAUCUCACAAAAUACUUAAGCAGAUGCCUAGGUAACCUGGAAUUCUUUACAUGAUUAAAAUUAGACAGCUGCCUAGCUGUAAGCCUUACUGAGUCCUUUCCUAUACUCUUGAUUUGUAUUAAGUCUUCCUUUAUUAUUUGGUUCUUCCUUAGUAUUUGCAUGUAUAUCUAUACCUAUGCUCUGAAUCCAAAGAGGAUGGAAUGCAUUUAUUCAGUGCUUCUGAUUUCCCACUUUGUUUCUGGAUAUAGAUCCUCCCAUCAUAUUAAAUUCCAUUCCAGAAGGCUCCAUUGUUUUAUGGGGUGUUGGGCAGGGUGAGAAGAAACAGAGCCAUUGGGAAUAACAGCAAAUAGAAAAAUGACUCUUUGGAUAUUGGCCCAUGUGCCUGUCAAUAUAGAUAUAUAUGAGAUCCACUAAUGAGUAGAAUAGGCUCUGUAUCAUAGACACAUCAAUAGUUUUGUUCAUCAAAUAGUAUUUUGCAGUUUGUACAACAAUGAUGUUUAGUAGCCAUAUGAAUGGCUUUUUUAAACAAAUAGAAUUUGUAUUUUUAUCAUAAAGAAAGCUUUACGUAAUAGGCAUAUAUUUAGAGGCCAUUUACAAGGGAUAUAGAAGAACAUUCAGAAAAUAUUUGCACCUUUUAAGAAAGCUUUUGUUUUACUGAUUUUUAUGGAAAUUGGUUUGCAAAUUGCUAAAUGCAAUUUAACUGAUUCAAAAUCAGUCCAAGAACUCUAAAUUAAUACAGCAAGAAAUUACAUUUUUAAUGAAAACAGUUUUAGUGCUUUAGUUGAAAUUUGUAUUUCUAUGUAAUCCCAACUGUCUGUUUUAUUUUGCUUCAAAUAAAUGGUUUAAUUAAACUUG
This is a messenger RNA of Crotalus tigris (Tiger rattlesnake), 9688 nucleotides long. It is a transcript of the gene GULP1, whose product is annotated as GULP PTB domain containing engulfment adaptor 1. Bases 607 to 1482 code for a protein of 291 amino acids. Lineage: Eukaryota; Metazoa; Chordata; Lepidosauria; Squamata; Viperidae. The record is from RefSeq and is a predicted model, not a curated record. The transcript is spliced from 13 exons.